AUUUGUUUCUAAAGUCCGCCGCAGGCUGAAUCGCCACACUCAUUCCCUUAAGACCAUGUUAUAAAGGCUAUUGUCUCCUUCUUUGCAUUUCUUUUUUGUUUUUGCAUUCCUGUCAAAAUGGAUUUCGAUGCCUUACGCGCUCAGACGCUGCGGUCUGGCGCUGAUGAGGAGGCGGUUACCGUCAACACAAGAGCGUUGAUCGACAAAGUGUUGGCUAGAUAUUCAGGAGAAUGGACCGUCCUCAGAGAACUCCUGCAGAAUGCUGCAGACGCCUCAGCCACCAAGAUCACAGUCAAGUUCGAGACACUACCCUCUUCCACCGUUCCUCUACCCGCAGAUUCGUCCCCAUCCAGUCUAUUGAAGCAUACAGUGCAGCAUCAUACCUUGAAGAGACUGGUCGUUACAAACAAUGGGGUCCCUUUCAGUGAAAAUGACUGGAAUCGGCUGAAGAGGAUAGCCGAAGGCAACCCAGACGAGACCAAGAUUGGUGCGUUCGGUGUGGGAUUCUAUUCUACAUUUGCAGACUGUGAGAACCCUUUUGUUUCGUCAGGUAAAGAGGCAAUGGCAUUCUUCUGGAAGAACAACUCCCUCUUCACGAGACGGCUGCAACUACCAGAGUUCGAAGCCAGCUCAGACACAAACUUCGUGCUGGACUAUCGAGACACUACAACUCCACUCCCUUCACUCCUCCCACUAGCACAGUUCCUCGCCAACAGUCUGACAUUUGUGGGCCUGGAGAAUAUUGAGCUUUGGGUGGACAGUUGGAACAUUCUGUCUCUCAUGAAGAAGACGUCUCCGAGUUACGACAUUGCCAUUCCUCGUGACAUCGAACCCAAGACGAGCGAAGGUUUCAUGAAGGUGACCAGGGUGUCGAAAGAGAUUGCCCAAAUUGAUGGACAAUGGAUGGCCAUUGUAGGAUGGAAGGCCACCAAAGACACAGCUCGUGCUGCCGACAGAGAUGCUGCUCCGUCGUUUCGCAAGUUCUUCUCGCGACUUGCUGGGACUGUUUUGGAAGAGACCCAACCUGAGUCUAGGCCUGAGACACCAGCCAACACCGACUUACUCGCCUCAAAAGUUUCCGCCACAGUGUUUCUGAAUGUCAACACCGCGACGAUCAAGACUUUCACAGGUCAAAAAUUCAACGAAGAGCUCGAACGUGCCACCAAGAAACCACCACCGAAGUUCACAAAGCUUGCCAUCUUGACAGCGCCAUACGUUCCAGAUGGGAGUCUCGCAAAGGCCUCAGCUGCUGGCGAUGUUUUCGGCACCGUCUUACCCGGUAAAGGAGGCAAGAUAUUCAUUGGAUUUCCUACUCAUCAGACCACUGGCCUGAGUGCUCACAUCUCGGCACCAUCAGUCAUCCCAACUGUUGAACGAGAAUCCAUCGACCUGAACGCAAGAUACGUGAGAACUUGGAAUAUGGAGAUGUUACGCGCUGCUGGCAUUGUUUGCAGAAUAGCUUGGUCAUGCGAGAUGCAGGAGAUCAAGGAAAAGACACUGCGAGAGGCCAAUGGCAGAUCUAAAAUUCGGAUCGAAGAAGUCAGCCCAUUCUUGGAUGAAGCCAUCACAAUCUUCAAAAACUUCACUUUCCGAGAGUCGACUCCGUCAGCAUCAAUAGGCCAGCUCUUGGAAGAUGCUUUUUGGACAUGCAGCAAACAAGCAUCGAUCGAGAUCGUUUCGACUUGUGGUGUUCUACCCACUCAUGAUGUGCGCAUAGCGCCAAAAGACCUGAGUUUCAUGAAAGGCAUUCCUAUUCUACCGGAAAAGCUGGCGUCAGAGGCAAAGGUCCUCGUCAACAAACUUGUAGAUUUCGGCCUCAUCACCGAAGUGACCGUCUCAGACAUCAAGAUGGCUUUGGAGUCCAGCCCUCUCACGGUGGUCCAAGUUUCCGAGUUCCUCUCGUGGCUCACAAAACAGGCAUCACAGGGGCAGCUUGACAUGAAUACCAUCAAGAGCCUUCUUUCCGUGGCCGUAGUCAAUGAUGAGAGCGCUCAAGGCAAUACAAACCCACUGCUUCAACUCGGAGAAAUUCAUCAUUUUCUCAAUGCAAGCAGAACACCCGUUCACCUGCCUGUACCAGCCACAGUGAUGCCUUAUAAAUUCACCAAAAGCAUGAGCAAGAACGAAUUAGAAAGCCUGGGCUGGGAAGAGUUACAACUUGUGCCUUGGAUGCGAUGGCUUGUAGCGCAAUCUGGAAAUCGACAAGUCCUUACCGAAGAUCAAGACAUUACAAAGUCCGUCGAGUUCAGCACUCAGGUACUGCCACUUCUGUCGAAGCAGUGGGACUCUCUGAGUCAAUCCUCGAGGACGUCCCUGGUGGAGUUGCUGGCCAAGCAGACGGUCGUACCCACCAAGUUUGGCAUGAGGAAACCAGGCGAUUCUUACUUUCCAAAUGUCAAGCUAUUCGAUGACCUCGCAACCAUUCAAGGCCUUGGUAACGUCAAAGAUAAAUUCUUAGUGGCUAUAGGUGUCAGAAAGACCGUGGAAUUGGGUGUCGUUUUCGAGCGACUGCUUUCGAUUGAUCCCAAGUCAGCGAAGAGCGACAGCAGCAAGCAGCCUCAGUGGAGUCACAUUGACCUCAUUCGCUACCUUGCGUCUGUGCAUGACGAUAUCCCGAAGGCCGAUAUUCAGAAACUACGGAUCACUCCAAUUUGCCCAAGGCAUGUCAAGGAUAAAGAGGAUGGAGAUCCUACGAAGUUGUACAAGGUCUCGGAUCUGUUUGAGCCGCGCCAUGAUUUGCGCGAACUUGGACUUCCGGUCCUGGCCUGGCAGGGUCCCUACCGAAGCAAUACCUCUGAGGGAAAGUUCUUGAGUCUCUUGGGCCUCCGCACCACGCCUGCUGUCGAAGAGCUUGUCAAAAUUAUGGCUACUGCUGGUAAGAAAGGUCCUAGCUAUAAUCUCGACCUCCGCGACAGAACUUUGGCGUACUUCCUCUCGCAUCAUCAUUCUCACGGCUACGGGGGCUACGACUAUUCAAGCAUUGCGGUGCCAUUCUUGCCUCUGGAUAACAAACCUGACGAACUUGCUACUCCGUCGCAGUGUUUUGCAGAUGGAGGCUCUGCGCUGCUUGGUUUUGACGUAUUGAAGCGCGACUGGGUGCCGCAUGCCGCAAAAUUUGGUGUACGGCUUAAUCCCCCAAUGGAACUCUGCAUCAAUGUACUUGCCAAACGGAUCCCCACCACAUACAACGAUGCCCGUGCCGUCUUCACCUAUUUUGCUGGACGCCUGGCUGAGAUCAAUACAAGCAAUAUUGCAAGACUUAGCGACUUGCACUUUGUGCCUAUCUUUUCGAAGAACAAGGAGAAGUCGGCGCCCAAGAUGCACACAUCACCCCGUAACUGCUUCCUGGGCGAGAGUGACGUCUUCGGUGAAAUCUUCAACUAUGUUGAUUUCGGCAUCGAAGCAAAUUCUUUCCUGAUGAGAUGUGGCUCGAAGCAAGAACCGACUAAAGUCGAAAUUGCUCAGAUCCUGGUCAAGGAGCCGGCCCGUAUCUCGGCUACAUUUCGCAACGUUGAGAAAUACAUGGCUCUGCUGCGUAGCAUGGCUGACAGUGCAAAGGAUCUCAAAAGGAACAAGGAUCUUUGGAGUGAAAUGAAGAGAGCACCUUUCUUGCUUGCAAGUAAGGAGCUUCCUGCUGCACAGCCUGGUGUAGACAAAGACGCCGGCCGAGAGGAUGAUGCGGACAAUCUUGAUGAGGACGACGCUCAAGGUAUCCGGGAGUUUCAAUUAUGCAGUGCUCAGGAUGCUAUUAUCAUCGACGACUACCUUAACUACAACUUGUUCAAGACAAACAUUCUGGCUGCACCUCAAGAGGAAAGUUUGGAGGAUUUUUACUUUGUUUUAGGCUCCCCGUUGCUCAGCUCAUUGGUCGAGGAAGCGGCUCGUCAUGGUCCUCGAGCACCUGACCAAAAACCUGCAGAGAAAUUGCAGAAACAGAUACUGGAACGAUCCACCUUGUUCUUGCAUGAGCAGCCUCGAGAUACGAUCAAACAUGACGCAAGAUGGUUGGAGAAGAAUGUCUCCGUUCAACUUGUAUCCUCGAUCUCGUUGAGACGGUCUCUAAAGGGACGAAAUGUCAGCCACACCGAGAAGCGUACUGCUGUUGUGACACAUGCCGACCGUCAGUAUACACUUUGGAUUACAGGAGCAAAGCCGGAUCUGUAUCAAGUAAGUCAAGCCUUGGUGCAUAUCCUGCUUAAUCGACCAAAGCUUCAUUCGGCAAUCACUCUGGAAAUGCUGUUGAAGACAGAUCUGCUUGAGCUCCGUGCCCGCGGAUUCAAUGUCUCACGUAUCCUGCGUCAGAAAGCGGCUGAACAGCGUCUGGCCGAAAGCAAGAGACAACAAGAACUCGAGGAGCAGCAGAAGCGGAUCGAGGAAGAAGAAAAAGCAUGGAAAGCGUCACAGGAACAAGCUACAAGAGAAAGGUCUCAGCGCAAGCAGCUGCCAGGAGGCUUUCCAGACUCGCCAGAUAAUCGGAGCCUUACGCAAGUGCCGGAUCCUCCUACGCCCACGAUUGAUGAUAGCCAUCGAAGACAUGGCCGCAACCUGUUCAGCAACCUCUCGCGUCAGCUUGGACUCGGCAACAAUCGCCACAUUCAGUCGAUGCUUUGCCAGAAUGUUGACGAAAAUCCUGAUGCUGGCGCUGAUACUCAGAGAGCACUUACCAAUGGCGAUCAAGAACCACCUCCACCAUACCAGUACAAUCAGCAAGGCGGCCCUCCUGACACUGUCGCCGCACCUCACCAACUACGCGAGAACCUGCUCAAUGCCAUCAAAAAGUCCCGUGCGCAUAAUUCCUCGGACAUCUUCAACCCAGGCGAGACCAACGUUCUGACAGAAAAGAAAUCCUACUGCGACGAGCGGCCUGCGCACGAUCUCACCUUUGUUGCGGACAUCAAGUAUGGUAUUCAGAUGUACCUGUCGCCUUCAAGCGUGAGUAACUCGUCGACUUUUCUGCAGCAGCACUCCGCCGGCCUGACAACUUUCGCGAACCUCCUCAAGGGUGUUGGUGAAGUGUUCAGCCUCAACCCGCGAACACUGAACAUCUUCUUCGAUCCCUCAGGCAAGACGAUUGGCUUCAACCGCAAUGGCAGUAUUUUUUGCAACUAUCGAUACUAUUGCGAUCUGCAUGAGAAGGAUGCUAGCGCCGAUGGGUAUGCGGAUGCGUUUGUGUACUGGUGGGUGAUUUUGUGUCACGAAUUGGCGCAUAAUUUGGUCGGUGAUCAUAGCUCGGAGCACAGUUUUUAUACCGAGGGGUUCGUCGCGCAGUACUUUGCACGGGUUGUGAAGGUGCUCGGCAACCAGCAACUGGGAAGGUCAUCGACUUCUGACAGAACGGCGCCGCUGGUUGAGAUCUGAAUGUACAGGAAGUCGGAGUAUUGUGAAGGUCUGGGUAUCGAAUGGAAUUUCAGGGAUAGAACCAUUCGCGUGUAGAUUUUCAUGAAGCACAGCGUCGGCGUUGGGUUUGGAUUUGGAUUUGGGAUAAGAAUCGAGGGCGUUCAUCCAUUCAUGGAUUUCCACAGCAAGAGUGUACUCUAGCAUUGAUAGAAGUAUGGCAUUAGAACGUGC
This is a messenger RNA of Exophiala xenobiotica, 5568 nucleotides long. RefSeq lists its product as uncharacterized. NCBI's taxonomy places the organism in Eukaryota, Fungi, Ascomycota, Eurotiomycetes, Chaetothyriales, Herpotrichiellaceae. The transcript has a single exon. The record is from RefSeq and is a predicted model, not a curated record. Bases 118 to 5358 code for a protein of 1746 amino acids.